CUGAAUUAAAAGCUCUGCCUUCUCUGUGUUCCCAAUUUCCUCCAUUUCUCUUCCUCUCUUUUCCAUUCAAUGGCUCGUCUCGCAAAUUUAAACGGCGUCUCAGACAAAUUCUCCGCCAUUCCCAAGCUUCCAAAGCUUCAAAACCCUCGGAAGAGACUCAAAAUAAUUGGGUUUCUCGGGAAACAAACAGAGGUUUCUUCUCAUCACAGCUCAUUCACAAGAAGAUUGGCUUUAACCAGCAUCGUCUCUGUUGCUCUGUUUGGCAACGCAUCCGUCGAGAUCGCUUCCGCUAACGAGUACUGGCUCGAUGGCCCUUUGCCUGUGCCGUCUGUUUACAACAACAUUGCGAAUGAGAAGACGGGGACCCGAUCGUUUCUGAAGACGGGGAUUUACAUAGCCAACAUAGGGACAGAAGGAAGAAAAUAUAGACUAAAGAGAUAUGCCUUUGAUCUUCUGGCUAUGGCGGAUUUGAUCGGGAAAGAUACUUUGAACUAUGUAAGGAAGUAUCUUCGACUGAAAUCGACUUUCAUGUACUACGAUUUCGACAAUGUCAUCUCGGCAGCUGCAGAUGGUGAGAAGCAGCCUCUAACCGAGCUUGCGAACAGAUUGUUCGACAACUUCGAAAAGCUUGAAGAUGCAGCAAAACAGAAGAAUCUGAGUGAAACUGAAUCCUAUUAUCAGCAGACAACUCCUAUACUUCAAGAAGUCAUGGAUAGAAUGGCUUAAGUUGAGAAACUUUAUUGAGAAGAUUAUAAGAUCUACUUGCUUUUCCACCAUUCUUUUCCUAUUCUGUUGUACAUGUUCAUAAUUUGUUUCGAUUUUGUACUAAAUACGGCGAGAAGAUGCAAAACCAAUUGCCAGCAUUGUCGAGACGAUAUCAAUCUUGUUGCAGGAUGCUUGGUAUCAAUUAGAGAGAUUUGAUCAUCAAAAA
Messenger RNA from Momordica charantia (bitter melon), 931 nucleotides. RefSeq names its product PsbQ-like 1 (gene PNSL3). NCBI's taxonomy places the organism in Eukaryota, Viridiplantae, Streptophyta, Magnoliopsida, Cucurbitales, Cucurbitaceae. Gene Ontology annotation, cellular component: photosystem II; extrinsic component of membrane; photosystem II oxygen evolving complex. Gene Ontology annotation, biological process: photosynthetic electron transport chain; photosynthesis. Gene Ontology annotation, molecular function: calcium ion binding. The record is from RefSeq and is a predicted model, not a curated record.